This is a messenger RNA of Corylus avellana, 963 nucleotides long. Its product is annotated as tetraketide alpha-pyrone reductase 2-like. Gene Ontology annotation, molecular function: oxidoreductase activity, acting on the CH-OH group of donors, NAD or NADP as acceptor. NCBI's taxonomy places the organism in Eukaryota, Viridiplantae, Streptophyta, Magnoliopsida, Fagales, Betulaceae. The record is from RefSeq and is a predicted model, not a curated record.
AUGGCAGAGUACUGUGUAACAGGGGGAACAGGGUUGAUAGCCGCUUAUCUGGUGAAGGCAUUGCUAGAUAAAGGACACACUGUGCGUACAACGGUGCGAGACCCAGGGGAUGUGAGAAAGGUGGGCUUUCUCUGGGAGUUGAAUGGAGCCAAGGAGAGGCUUAAGCUUAUAAAAGCUGAUUUGUUGGUCGAAGGAAGCUUCGACGACGCCGUGCAAGGCGUUGAUGGUGUCUUUCAUACUGCAUCCCCGGUCGUCGUUCCAUAUGAUGAUAACAUUAAGGCGAGUCUGAUUGAUCCCUGCAUAAACGGCACAUUGAAUGUGCUGAGCUCCUGCUCAAAAGCCAGCAGCGUGAAGCGAGUUGUGCUCACCUCUUCCUGUUCUUCAAUAAGAUACUGCGAUGACGCCCAGCAGGUUUCUACUUUCAACGAGUCCAAUUGGAGUGAUCCCGAUUACUGCAAACGCCACAAUCUUUGGUAUGCAUAUGCCAAGACAUUUGCAGAGAAAGAAGCGUGGAGGAUGGCUAAGGAGAGCGGGAUGGAUCUUGUGGUGGUGAAUCCAUCUUUCGUCGUUGGUCCCUUGCUAGCACCGCAACCAACCAGUACGCUGCUCCUCAUUUUGAACUUAAUUAAAGGUGUCAAUGGAGAAUAUCCAAAUACAACGGUUGGGUUCGUGCACAUAGAUGACGUCAUAGCUGCGCACAUGUUGGCCAUGGGGGAAAAGAGAGCAUCUGGCAGGCUUAUAUGCUCAAGCUCUGUGGCUCACUGGUCCCAAAUCAUUGAGAUGCUCAGGGCCAAAUAUCCUUCCUACCCAUUUGUAAACAAGUGUAGCAACCACAAAGGAGACAGCAGCCCACAUAGCAUGGACACCACUAAGAUUACUCAACUGGGGUUGCCUCCCUUAAAGACCCUUGAUCAAAUGUUUGAUGACUGCAUCAUAAGUUUCCAAGAGAAGGGAUUUCUGUGA